CAUCCGGCCCUAACGGGCCAGCAAUGCCCCCGGGCUUCGUGUGCCUUCGCCCAGGCUCGGCUUGCCCGGCGCGCCUCCCGCGCGGGGCCGGCCGGGGGAAGACCGCGCCCUCCGACAGCCCUAGCUCGUCCGAGCCAGGCGCAGCGGGCGUGGGCUGCGCCGCUUGCUCCGCGCCUUCGCUUUCGAUUCCCGGCGCGGCGGGAAGGGCGGGCGCGGCGGCAGGAAACGAAACCGGGCGGCUGCAGCGAGUGGCGCGGCGUCCAGGAGGCAGCUGCGUGAGGAGCUUUCCGGCAGGAUCCAGUGGGAGGCAGGCAGUGGGACAGCAGCUGGAAGCGCCCUCCAGGGCUGGCGUGUGGUGCAGCCCCUGCCUGAGGCCGGAUCGUCCAAGCCUCUGGGCAGAGCUAUCCUCCGAUCUCUACAUCCCACUGACCAGCGCAGACCUAGCGCCCACACCUGCCACAGGUUGGUUCAAAAUGGCAUCUAAGAAAAAGCUUAAUGAAUAUUGUCAAGCAUGUGGAUUAAAGGUGUCGUAUGAGGUUGUCAGUGAGGAAGGCCCACCUCAUGAUCCCAAGUUCACUGUUAAGGCUGUAAUAGGUAAAAAAGAAUACCCUCCAGCUGAAGGUCGAGCCAAAAAAAAAGCAGAAGAUGCAGCAGCAAAAGCUGCAUUGGAAUCUAUUGAAAAAGAAGGGAAGCCUGAGAGUGCCUCAAAUGUACAACCUUCACUAUCACUGCUACCACCAGCACCUUUAGCAGAUGUAAUAGAAAAGAAACCGCCACCUUCUAGAGUGGACUAUAUUUCUUUAUUGUCCCAAUAUCAACAGAAGAACCACUGUAUGGUUACCUAUUCUGAAGAGUUGCAGUCUGGAUUACCUCAUUUACCUGAGUUUACUUGUUCUUGCAAAAUUAAUGGGAAGGUUUAUGGAAAAGGCACUGGAAAUAGUAAACAGGAGGCAAAGUAUGCUGCAGCAAAAGAAGCAUAUCACCGGUUAAUGGAUUCAGAAAAUUCAAGGACAGAGGACCAACCAUCUAUUGCCAGUUCCACAGCUGAUGAAUCUAGUGAUACCAGUGAGUCAGUAUCAAAUUUUGCUUACUCUCUGAACUCAGUUGACACAGGAAAAACAAAUGACAGUUCUUCAUCUUGUCAGGCAAUUUCCAGGAAUGCUGUUGUGAAACCUAAGAGAGGAGGAGUGACACUGGCACCUAAAUUCUCACAUCCAGAGACCAAGAAAAAUAAGUACACAAUGAAUGAAAGAUUUCUCAAGGAUUUUGAAGGUAUAGAGUUUAUUGGUUCUGGUGGAUUUGCGAAUGUUUUCAAAGCAAAACACAAAUAUGAUGAGAAAACCUAUGCUAUUAAACAAGUUGAGCUUGAUGAUAAAGUAAAACGUGAAGUAGAAGCACUAUCAAAUCUCAGCCAUGAAAAUAUCAUAAGGUAUUACACUUGUUGGUCUGGGGAUGACUUCAUCUUUGAUGAGAACAAUUCAAGUCAAAGGAAUUGCCAAUCAUAUUCUUGCCUUUUCAUCCAAAUGGAAUUUUGUGAGAAAGGGACACUAGCAGAUUGGAUUGAUAAGCAAAGAGGGAAGCAACAUAACAAGGGUGUCUCUCUAAACAUAUUUAAACAAAUAGUGAAAGGAGUGGAAUAUAUUCAUUCUGAAGGUUUAGUCCAUAGAGACCUUAAGCCUCAGAACAUAUUCAUUUCAAGGGAAGAUAAAAUAAAAAUAGGUGACUUUGGACUUGUAACAUCAGUGAAGGAUGAGCCUCGGACAAAAAACAAGGGAACAAAAUCAUAUAUGAGCCCAGAACAGGAUGGAGACACUUAUGAACAGGAAGUAGAUAUAUAUGCAUUAGGAUUAAUUUUUUUUGAAAUUCUCUGGAUAUUUCCCUCUGCCCAUGAAAAAAAUAAGUUGUGGCCGGAAAUAAGAAAAGGCACAUUUCCAGGUGCUUUCAUCACUCAGUUUAAUGCAGAGAAAUACAUCAUUGACCAACUGCUUUCAGCAGACCCUAAAAAGAGACCUGCAGCAUCCAAGAUACUGGACCUUUUGAAAAUCACUUCUAAAAAUAGUGUUACUGCCUCACACACACAUUAAUCUGCUUUUAAAGAAACUUUCUCACUCUGUUUAGAUAUGGAUAUUGAUUUCUUUCAAAACUGGAGAAAAACAAGCUUAUUUAGUACCCUUGACCAAACCUUUGGGUUGUGGGAAUGAAAGCUGCUUUUAUGAUGUGAUUAGGACAAAUUGCUAUUUACAAAGACCUUGGAAUGAAAUAGAGCGUGGGGUCCUCAUACUUCCUCUCAUCUAAGAGCUUGUGGUCAGUACCCUCUUUCACAAGCAGAUAAGCAGAAUCAUGGACCCAGGGUCAUUUUCUUCCAGUGUUGUGGAGCACUAGUUCAUGGUACUUGAGAAGAAAACAGGGGAAAGUUCCUUUUUGUGGUGUCUGGUAUGGAAAAGCAUGGAGGGGACCAAAUCUGACCCUUAAUGUUGCUGCUGCUCCCAGUUUAUAAUUGCUUGCUCUAUCACAGUAAUUCAAUAGUCAUUUCAUAGUCACAGUAUAAUAGUCAUUUAAUUUUGUGUCACCAAGAAAUAUGAACAUUUCUAUUUCAGAGAAUUUAGGAAAGCUUCCAACAGUGUUUCAGCUGCACUACUGGAAGUCUUAUUGGAGAGCAGGCUUUUAUGGCUUCUGCUGCCUUCAUUGUUUCUCAGAGUCUGCUAAAAGCCUGGAAGCUGCUCCAGACAAGGUCUCUGUGUUGUGCUGGUAACCUAGCUGUAAUAGUAUUUUAUAAUUAACAAGUGCUGUUCCCAAAGCUUUGCUGAUGCUAACACAUGAAGGAAAAAUUUGGGGCCUCUUCAAAUGCAUCACAACCUGAUUUUAUUCCAAGUAGUAUACUCUAUUGAAAACUGAAGAUGGCAUGUGCCAAAUGAAAAAAGGAUAAGACAUUUCUAAAGACUGUAAGCAUUUAAAUUUUUCUUUAUACCACAAAGGUAAUAUACUAACAAAUUGCUGUUGCUAAACAGUGUUGCAGUAAAUUAGGAGAGCUUUUCAAACAGUAUGAGGAACUUAAAGUCACUUAAUUCAUUUUUAUUCUCAAAGGAAUUUUAAAGUGAGCUCCAUAGAAGCUUGAUGAUGUGCCAAGUUAACAGUACUUAUUGGUUUGUUUAUAUCAGAGAAGCCUGGGAUUUGAAUCUGAAAUGAAAAAUCUACCCCACCUAAGGCCCCUUUGUUGGGUCUAAGAUAUCCUUUUAGUAGCAGCUGCGAUGAGCAGUGUGGCCUGCAGUCUCUAUUGACUAUAGAGGAGAGGCUAAAGGACCUGAACCUGUUCAGCCUCCACAAGAGAAGGCUGGGGGGGGGUGUCUAGUGGCUGCUUACAAACUAGUCAGAGGGGACCAGCAGGCAUUGGGAGAGUCCCUGUUCCCCCGAGCUCUACCAGUAGUGACAAGAAAUAAUGGUCACAAGCUGGCUGAGGGUAGAUUCAGGCUAGAUAUCAGGAGGCGCUACUUCACUGUCAGGGCGGCUAGGAUCUGGAACCAACUUCCAAGAGAAGUGGUGCUGGCUCCUACCCUGGGGGUCUUUAAAUGGAGGCUGGAUGAACACCUUGUCAGGGUCGUUUGACCCCAGUACUCUUUCCUGCCAUGGCAGGGGGUCGGACUUGAUGAUCUGCUCAGGUCCUUUCUGACCCUACCAACUAUGAAACUAUGACUACUCAUGGUUAGAGCCUGUGGGUAGAUGUGCUGUAUCUGCUCUACGUGUGCUGACUCCCAAGCCCAAAGCAGUGUAGUGCUCAGCUGUGCCUCAGCAAAGUUUGUUGGUGUGCCUGCAGUACCAUACUAAUUCAGCUGCCAUUUCCCAUUCAGAAGCUAGCAAGCUCAGAGGUGCCCUAUCUCAGCACAAGGUCACUUUAUAGACAUACCUUGUGAUACUCCUUACCUCCAUCAUCAUGUGUGGCACCUGGAAUAUGUUUCCAGGUAUAAUGCAGUGUGAUGGUGUACAGAUACCCAAGGUAAGGCAGGCAUGAGGAGCUGUCACUGCAGUGCUCCACACAGGCUAAUAUACUUGGCUAGGAAGGGCAUAUUAGCAUAGGUGGAAUGUGAGCCUGACAUGGGUGUCCAGUUUCCAUUACUUGAACUAACUCAGUGGUUUCGACACAGCUCUGCAUUAGACUUAGUAUGGAGAUGAAUUCCAGGAAGGCACGUAAAACAGACCAAGUGGAUGAAAGGGAGAAUGAUAGAAUCAAAGGACUGGAAGGGACCUUCAAGAUUGAGUCUGGUCCCCUGCCACGGGCAGGAAGUUUUUGGGCUCAAACGAGCUCAACAAGAUGCUUGUCCAGUCUCAUCUGGAACACCUCCAAGGAUGGUGACUGCACCACACUCCCAACAGAGAUUCUAUGAUUCUAUGAUUCUCCCCUACAUCCACCUGGUCUGCUUUACUUGCACCUACAUCUGUAUACCAGCAUGGCCAUAACGUGUGAGUUCUCUGCCCUGGGCAAAACUCUUCUGCCGUAUGGGAUGCGAGUCUUACUUACCCGGGUUGUCCCAGCACAUGGCUCCUCAGGCUGGGUGGUGCAGGGCUGCUGUGGCAAAGACUGGCUGGGGCAUUAUUCUAACACCUGCUUUAAAUCAGUGCCUGAGGCUGCUGCCCCACUUGCCUUUAGUUGUACUGUUGGUUACCAAACCCUAUAAGGAAUGGUAUUUGUAGUUAGGGGAGAUUGUAGUGCUUUUAAAUCAAUGAAGGCACAUCCAGUAGAGUGGAGCGGCAUAGUGAGAGCUCAGUAAAAUAGUCUCCUGCCAUCGAUGUUGCCCAAGCCUUUCCCUCUUUUCAAUGUUAUCCCAACUCUGGUCCUACAAAAGGAGAGGGGAAGGGCUGCUGUUUGGAAGCACACAGAAGCUGUUAUGCUUUACAUGUUACAUGUACAGAAGUCUGUAUUGAUACAAGUGAGAUAUAUUGUCCCAGUUUGAACCCUGGCAGAAGCAAGGUUUGUCAAUGCCCUCACCCUCCCACCCCCAAGACAGCCAAGACAGUAUUCACUUUGGCUGUUAACAUUAGGCUAGAACAGGGUUAGGCAACGUUUUUUGGCCGGAGUGCUGAAAAAACCACAAUGUCUACUUUGGAAGGUGCCGGAGUACCGACAUGCUGGAGCCCAGAGCAGCUAUUUGCAGCCUCCCGGCUGGAGCCAACCCACAGAGCCUGGUCUGCUUGCAGCAGGGCUUGCAGCCUCCCAGCCGCCUGCUGGGACUAGCCUGGGCUCCGUGGCUGGCAGCAGCUGCUUAGAGCCUGGGCUAGCAGUGGUGUGCCAAACAAAAUGGCCUUGUGUACCAUGCUCGGCACACGUGCCAGGGGUUGCUGACCCCUGGGCUAAAACAUAGGAUAGAAUUUAGCUAUGUAUUUUAAGCACUUCUGAAUUUUUUGUAGCCACAUUUCAGUGUUUUCACUUCGAUGCUUUACCUGUGAAAAGUUGAAGGGUGUUUUGAUGUUUUAGGCAUUUCAAAAGAUUGUAAGGGAGAGGGUUGGUCUCAAAAUUUUUAAGAACUGAUUAAACAAAUGCUUGUCUGAGAUGGUUUAGAGAGGGGUUAUCCUAUCUAAACCAAAUUGGUGCCUACCUUCAAGAAAGGGAGGAAAGUGGAUCCGGCUAACUAUAGGCCCAUCAGCCUGACUUUUAUCCCGGGGAAGAUCUUAGAAAAGUUUAUUAAGGAGGCCAUCCUUAAUGGACUGGCCGACGCCAACAUCUUAAGGGAUAGCCAGCACGGGUUUGUUGUGGGUAGGUCUUGCUUGACCAAUCUCAUUUCCUUCUACGACCAGGUGACCUAUCACCUGGACAAGGGAGAUGAGAUUGAUGUCAUAUAUCUUGACUUCAGAAAAGCCUUCGAUCUGGUGUCCCAUGAUCGUCUCUUGGAGAAACUGGCCAAUUGUUGCCUUGGGUCCUCCACGAUCCACUGGCUGGAAAAUUGGCUCCAGGGUCGGACCCAGAGGGUAGUAAUUGAUGGAAGUCACUCAUCGUGGUGUCCUGUGACCAGUGGGGUCCCCCAGGGCUCUGUCCUUGGACCCAUAUUGUUCAAUAUCUUCAUUAACGAUGUGGACACUGGAGUCAGAAGCGGACUGGCCAGGUUCGCAGAUGACACCAAACUUUGGGGAAAAGCAUCCACACCAGAAGACAAGCAGAUGAUCCAGGCUGACCUGGACAGGCUCAGCAAGUGGGCAGACGAGAAUCUGAUGGUGUUCAAUGCCGAUAAAUGCAAGUUUCUCCACCUUGGGGAAAAAAAACCCGCAGCAUCCUUAUAGGCUCGGCAGUGCUAUGUUGGCUAGCACUAUGGAAGAAAGAGACUUGGGGGUCAUCAUUGACCACAAGAUGAACAUGAGCCUGUAAUGCGAUGCUGCAGCUAGUAAAGCGACCAAAACGCUGGCUUGCAUCCAUAGAUGCUUCUCAAGCAAAUCCCGGGACGUCAUUCUCCCCUUGUACUCGGCCUUAGUGAGGCCGCAGCUGGAGUACUGCGUCCAGUUUUGGGCUCCACAAUUCAAAAAGGACGUGGAGAAGCUUGAGAGUCCAGAGAAGAGCCACGCGCAUGAUCAGAGGUCAGGGAAGCAGACCCUACGAUGACAGGCUGAGAGCCCUGGGGCUCUUUAGCCUGGAAAAGCGCAGGCUCAGGGGUGACCUGAUGACCACCUACAAGUUUAUCAGGGGUGACCACCAGUAUCUGGGGGAACGUUUGUUCACCAGAGCGCCCCAAGGGAUGACGAGGUCGAAUGGUCACAAACUACUACAAGAUCGUUUCAGGCUGGACAUAAGGAAGAAUUUCUUUACUGUCCGAGCCCCCAAGGUCUGGAACAGCCUGCCACCGGAGGUUGUUCAAGCGCCUUCAUUGAACACCUUCAAGAGCAAACUGGAUGCUUAUCUUGCUGGGAUCCUAUGACCCCAGCUGACUUCCUGCCCUUUGGGCAGGGGGCUGGACUCGAUGAUCUUCUGAGGUCCCUUCCAGCCCUAAUGUCUAUGAAAUCUAUGCUUGGGGAUAUAGUUGAGGAUGGUCCUGCUUUGAGCAGGGGGUUGGAUUAGGUGGCCUGAGGUCCCUUCCAAUCCUAAUGUUCUAUAAUUGUAUGAUCCUGCCUUCAGCAGGGGGUUGGCCAAGAUAAUCUCCUGAGGUGCCAUCCAGUCCUGCUUUCCUACUAGCAAUCCGUUUGUCUAUCAGAAUGAAUCACUGUAUGCCUUUUUGAAAGAUACAUGGUAGCAUAUGCAUUCCUAAUUUUGUGCUUUGUUGAAAUCUAGUAAUAAAAAACUUUAUUGCUAA
Alligator mississippiensis (American alligator) is the source of this 7268-nucleotide messenger RNA. It is a transcript of the gene EIF2AK2, whose product is annotated as eukaryotic translation initiation factor 2 alpha kinase 2. Gene Ontology annotation, biological process: protein phosphorylation. The coding region runs from base 24 to 2084 and encodes 686 amino acids. NCBI's taxonomy places the organism in Eukaryota, Metazoa, Chordata, Crocodylia, Alligatoridae. Gene Ontology annotation, molecular function: ATP binding; protein kinase activity. The record is from RefSeq and is a predicted model, not a curated record. The transcript is spliced from 17 exons.